AUGCCAAAACCCGACCGAUCGAUCGACCUCACGGUGACGAUUCGAUAUCAUGGCGUCAAGGCCACCGCGUACUUUUCAAAGUUCACCGGAGAGUCCAUCAAGGUCGUUCGGGGAGAUAUCGCAGCUCUAAGAAUGCCCCAGCCCAAGACUACGAGCUUUGAGCUUGUGUCCCAUGGUUGUGUAGAGUUCGGGUGGGAUUUGAUGUUUGCGGAGAAUGUGAUCCAUAAGUCCUUGAAACAGAAGAUUAUCCCCCCUCGUCUUGAGGACAAGCAGGAUUUGCAGGAACAGCUCAGAGAGUUGUCAAUCACCAAGAUAAGUCUUAGAGAAACCCCAUCUUUCACAGGUCAUGCGAAGCCCAUCGUCCCUCGGAAGCGACCUUCUGAUCACGAGGCACACAUGAAGGAACUAGGCGAGAAGCCCAUGUCAACUUCUAGAAUCACUCGACAAUCAUGGAUAAAGUCAGAACUCGCGCCACAAACCAUACCCACGGCUGCUAGACCUCACGCUCCACGGCCCACCCCUAGCAUGUCCAUCGCAUCGAUGUCGCAAGAUGAGGAUAUUCGGCCUGCUAAGAGGCUGAAAACGGAACCUAAGGAGCCUGUAUUACGGUUUACGCCCUCGCCUAGACCCAGACAAAGCCAGUCGUCGGCUCAACAGCCAACACCUUCGCUUACCCAGGUUCAAGUCCCUUCGCCCCAGUCUACGCCUCCAGCGGCUCUCAAUCUUCCUUCUACGCAAGAACCCAACGAGCUUAGCACCAAUAGGGCUGGCAGAGUUUCGCAGGCAUCAAGCGCUGUCUCCCGUGUUGUCCAAGGACGAGAAAGGACACCACCACCACUACAAACAACCCCGUCAAACCCGCCAGAGGACCAGUCGAUGACGAAUCCCCCAACAGCAACAAUCCCACCAAACCCGCCAGAGGACGAUCCAAUGACAGUUCCUAUUUCGACGAACGACGUCUCAGACGUUAUUCCGCAGCAAGAAAGGUCCUAUCCCGUAACAACCAUUCUACCAACCGCACAAGAGAAUCAAGCGAUGACAAAUUCCACCUCAACGAACGAAACAACUCCACCAAUAGGACCAGACGCCGAACGCACCACAACCCUCGCCACCCCCACCAUGCCCAUGGCCUCCAGAACAUCCCUCGCCGCCAUCACCGGCCGACCCCCCAACUCAAGCGACUUGCCCAAGAUCCAAACGCUCUCGCGAGAACUCUGGGAUAUACGGAGGAAGUUAACAGCAGACGGGGUUCGCGAAUCAGUAAUUGUGGACAAGCUGAAGCUCCUGCACGCCGCUUACGUUCCAGAGCCAAUGUCCACCAGUUCCGAUAGGGCACUUCAGGUUCUCAAAACGCGAUUGAGGGAAAUCGAGAAAGACCUGGAGAAUGAACGUUGCUUGCGCUUGAAGGCUGAGGCGACGCUUCAGGAUAUUCGGAGGGAGUGCAAGGCUCCGUUUGUGGUUCCGGCGUUGCUAGAUGCGUUCAUCUCAAUAUCGAACUUGACAACGCAGGCGCUGCAGCGUUCAAAGGAGAGUUGA
Laccaria bicolor S238N-H82 is the source of this 1536-nucleotide messenger RNA. RefSeq lists its product as uncharacterized. Lineage: Eukaryota; Fungi; Basidiomycota; Agaricomycetes; Agaricales; Hydnangiaceae. The coding region runs from base 1 to 1536 and encodes 511 amino acids. The record is from RefSeq and is a predicted model, not a curated record. The transcript is spliced from 7 exons.